Messenger RNA from Hibiscus syriacus, 2021 nucleotides. RefSeq names its product LEAF RUST 10 DISEASE-RESISTANCE LOCUS RECEPTOR-LIKE PROTEIN KINASE-like 2.5. The record is from RefSeq and is a predicted model, not a curated record. The coding region runs from base 24 to 1991 and encodes 655 amino acids. NCBI's taxonomy places the organism in Eukaryota, Viridiplantae, Streptophyta, Magnoliopsida, Malvales, Malvaceae. Gene Ontology annotation, biological process: protein phosphorylation. The transcript is spliced from 4 exons. Gene Ontology annotation, molecular function: ATP binding; protein kinase activity; polysaccharide binding.
CACGGUUUCAGACCCUAGCAUCAAUGGCACGGAUGUUGAGGUUGAUAGAAUCCCUGAAAAUAACUGGAACAUCCCCCGUUGUUGGACUGCUUGUAAUCUAUAUGUCCUUCCAGGUUCUGGUGUGUAUGUGCAGCAUUGAGUAUAGGAAUUCUCCGGAAUGUAACAAACCUUUCGCUUGCGGACUCGUCCGAGAUCUGCGGUAUCCGUUCCGACAAAGGGGUAGUCCGGCAUAUUGCGGCGAACCGGGAUUCGAGAUUUAUUGCAGUAAGAGUGGUAAUCCCAUGAUUAACAUCAGUUCACGCAGUUACCAAAUUCUGGUAUACAACACCACCCUUAAGUCUCUCACUCUUGCUCCUAUGGAUAAUUCGGAUAGUGUGCUUUGUCCCCGGCACCUUGUCAACACAUCUUUGAAUCUCCGCCCUUUCCGUGCUGCUUGGAAUACUCGGAACAUAUCGCUCUUUUACGAUUGCCCUGCCGUUGCGAAUCAGUAUGAAGGGCUUGCUAAUCAUCAGUUCAAUUGCAGCAUGAAUGGAACUGAUACUUUAGGCUACUUCGUGGUCACAUCUUUGUUUUCUAACCUCUCGGCUGAAGCAAAGGGUGCAUUGAGAUCGUGUCGUAGUAAAGUUCUCGUCCCGGCAUUCGCUUCAAUAUUACAGGUUUUGGAGCACGGACCGAGUCCAGCUACUCUGAACGUCACACUUGAUAAUGGCUUUGCAGUGCAAUGGGAAGAAAACAAUCCCAUCACAGGGUCAUCAGAUGGUUUCGGUUCAACGUUUAAGUUAGCCAUAGGCUUGGGUGUGGCUGCAGUUGUUGUUUUGGUAAUCGCGGUUAUGGUGGUAACUUUCCGGAUUAAGAAAGAAUCGUUGUCAAGAGGAGUGUUGUUGAAGUUACAAAGAGGGAAAAGGAAGCAAUGGGAAAGGAUUGAGGCUUACAUAUUGAAGUACGGCUCCGAACUUGCUCCGAAACGAUAUUCCUACGCAGACAUCAAGAAAAUAACCAAGUCGUUCAAAGACGAACUCGGUCAAGGUGGAUUCGGAACCGUAUAUAAAGGUACGUUACCGGACGGACGACUUGUUGCCGUAAAAGUCCUAAACGAAUCCAAGGGGAGUGGAGACGAAUUCAUAAAUGAAGUGGCUAGCAUUAGCAGAACCUCCCAUGUUAACAUAGUGGCAUUCGUUGGUUUCUGCUAUGAUCUCUCGAUAAGAGCUUUAAUCUACGAAUUCAUGCACAAUGGAUCGUUGGACAAGUUCAUCUGCCAUCGAGAUUCUCCCGAUAAACCCGAUCAGCUGGAAACGAAAAUAUUACACAACAUCACGAUCGGCAUCGCCAGAGGAUUAGAAUAUUUGCAUCAAGGCUGCAACACGAGGAUCCUACACUUUGACAUAAAACCUCACAACAUCCUCCUAGAUGAAAAUUUCUGUCCCAAAAUUUCGGAUUUCGGGCUGGCUAAACUAUGUGAACGGAAGGACAGUAUCAUUUCGACGAUAAGUGCUCGAGGAACCAUCGGAUACAUUGCUCCAGAGGUAUUCUGCCGAAGCUUUGGUGGAGUGUCGCACAAGUCUGAUGUUUAUAGCUACGGGAUGAUGGUCCUUGAAAUGGUUGGAGAGAAAGAAAACAUUCAUAGUCAGACCAAUAAUCCGAAUUUUCCAAUAUGGAUUUAUGAACGUCUUAAUGGAGCAGAUUUGAAUCUUGAAGGAAUGACCGCUGAAAAUGAAGAACUAAUCAGAAAGAUGAUCAUAGUGAGUUUGUGGUGCAUUCAAAGUAAUCCAUCGGAUCGACCGUCGAUGACUCAGGCCAUCGAGAUGUUGCAAGGAAGCAUCGAAUCGCUGUCGAUUCCGCCGACGCCGUUUCUGUUUUCUCCUCCGAAAUCGCCUGAGAACACCUCACAUCAUCAUUUUUCACACCGUCCGGCAUUCAAGUGGAGUACAGUGGAUCUGGUUUGUCUAGCGUGUAAAACAAAUUGUGAGAUAGAGAGGUGUACGAACUCAUAGACUGGCUAAUAUGUAUUUAGUAUUUGGUUA